Funneliformis mosseae is the source of this 1683-nucleotide messenger RNA. The record is from the annotation of a GenBank genome assembly. NCBI's taxonomy places the organism in Eukaryota, Fungi, Glomeromycota, Glomeromycetes, Glomerales, Glomeraceae.
AUGGACUGGCAAAACGAUAUCCGUGUUAUUGUCGGUUUGGAUUUUGGUACCACAUAUUCGGGAUUCGCUUAUUGUCAUAUAUAUGAUGAAAUUAUUCAUACGAACAGUAAGUGGCCCGGAGUGACAGGUGAGUUCAAGACCAACACAGUACUCCAGUAUGAUUAUAAGUUUAUAAGAGUCGAACAAUGGGGAAAUCCGGCAUUAUAUAAACGAUCAAAUGCGAAGAAAGAAAAAGAACCUGUUGAAUUAUUUAAAUUACACCUGGGUAAUUUACAAGCAAAACUUAGACCUAAACUUUCAAUCGAUCAUAAGAAAGCAAUUAAGGAUUACCUCUAUGAGAUCGGAAAGCUAAUUAGGAAAACGAUUCAUCAAAAAUGGUCUGAAGUUGAACUUACCAAACAUGUUCUUUGGGUUCUUACCGUUCCAGCAGAAUUCUCGGAAAAAGACAAAUGCAUAAUGAGGGAAUGUGUGUGUAAUGCUAAGCUCAUUAGAAAUAAAAGUUCCCCAAAUCUACAUUUUACCACUGAACCUGAAGCUGCGGCAAUUUAUUGUAUCGAGAAUGAAUUACGAGAUUUAAAUAUCGGAACUUCCUUUAUGAUUGUUGACUGCGGAGGUGGUACCGUCGAUUUAACAACUCGAGAGUUAGUUGGAAUUGAUCAAUUAGGUGAAGUUACUGAACGAACCGGGGAUUUUUGUGGAAGCACAUUUGUUGAUAAUGAAUUCAUUCAAUUUUUACGAAAAAGGCUCGGUCAUCGUGCCAUGGAUUUAUUAAAAGAACACAAUUAUGGUCAAUAUCAAAAUAUCGUUCAAACGUUUUGUCGACGUAUAAAAAUUCCUUUCACGGGUGAUGAACCGGGAUCUCCCUAUAAAUUAGAUAUUGAAGACAUUGCUCCAGCUUUAAAACAAUUUGUCGAUGAAGAAAUCAAAGGAAAUCUGAAAGCACGGGAAUGGUUGAUUAAAAUUACGUUCAAUGACGUAAAGAAGAUGUUUGAUCCUAUCAUCGAUAGAAUUAUUCGUAUGAUACGACAUCAACUUUUAAAUAAUCGAGGAGUAUGCUCCGAGAUAGCUUUAGUUGGAGGCUUUAGUAAAUCAAAAUAUUUACAAAAACGGAUCAAACAAGAAUUUGUACAUGAAGCGGUAAUUGUAAUUCCUAAUCAACCUGAAGCGGCAAUUGUUCGUGGGGCGGCCAUGUAUGGACUAAGUUUACAAAAAUCUUCUAAUACAAGUAAAAUGCAUAAGACUAAAUUCGCAAUCUUGAAUCGUAUCCUGAAAUAUACAUAUGGAAUAAAAAUAUUCCCGCCGUGGAAAAAUGGAGACCCGCCUGAACGUAAUGAAAACGGGCGUAUUGGUAUUUUCAAACGACUUGCGGAAAUAGGUACGGAAGUAGUACCCGAGAAAGAGUUUAGUUCAAGCUUUAUACCUGUUAAAUCAAAGCAAUCGGAUAUGAAAUUUGAAGUAUAUUAUACAACAAAACAUAAUGCAAAAUAUUGUGACGACGAUCAGGUGAAACCUUUAGGAUCGGUUCAUAUCGACCUUCCUGGAAUCGUUAAGAAUCGUCGUGAAAUGAAGGUCACCUUUGGAUUUUUUUUUGGUCAAAUGGAAAUCACAGCAUUUGCAAGGAAUGAAGUCAAUGGACAAAAUUACAAAAUUAGAUUCGAUUUAUCAAUGGAAAACGAAAUUUAA